UCGUUUUAACUCAGACAACAAAAACAAGUACAAAAAUUUCAGUUAAUGUUGUUAUUAUUAUUGAUUUUCCCCAGUCGAUUCGAAAUUGAGCGUAAAACCCAGCGAAUCAGCUGUUUGGCGGCAACGAGAGGAAAACAAAACAAUUAAAUAUCCGCCGCAGCCGCAAAAAAAAACAAAAAAAAAAAGAGAAAAACAACUGCGACGCGAUAAAAUUGUUUGCCAAUAAGAAUCGGGCUUAGUGCGAAUUGGCAUCCGAAAGAUACAGGAACGUGGUGGCUGCAGCUGCACCAGGAAGACCAUGGUUUUCUUCAAGUUCUUAAAGAGCAAACUGUAACGUAUAUAUAAAAGCACACCAGAUCAACGUAAACAUACGCGAAUAUCGAAAAAUACAAAAAAGAUACAAAAAAAAGAUACGAAAAAGAUACAACACCAAAGGGAAUAACAAUGCGCGAAAUCCAGGCCUCCCAAUUUAUGACGAAGACGAAUCGCUUGGUGGUUUUGAGGCAUGGCGAAAGCGAUUUCAACAUAGAGAACAAAUUUUGCGGUUGGCACGAUGCGCCCUUGAGCGAGUUCGGUAUCCAGGAGGCUUUAACCGUGGCGAUUCCUGCGUUGGCCCAAUCUCAGCUGGAAUUCGAUGUGGUCUAUUCAUCCGUACUAAGUAGAUCGCGUCAAACUGCCGAAUUGAUUCUGUGCAAGUUGAACUGUGCCUAUGUGCCCAUCAAAGAGGAUUGGCGGCUAUGCGAACGGCACUACGGAGAUCUGACGGGUUACCGGAAACGGAAAGUGGCCGAUCGCUACGGGGAGGAGCAGGUUCAGGCCUGGCGACGAGGAUACGACUGUGUUCCGCCGCCCAUCGAGGAGAGCAACCGCUACUACUACACCAUCUGCAGUAAUCCCAUCUUCGAUGACGUCCCACCCGGCGAGUUCCCGCUCUCCGAGUCCCUGCACAUGUGCGUCGACCGGGUGAAACCAGUCUGGAAGGAGGUCAAGCGGGAGGUGCUCAAGGGCUCCCGAGUGCUGAUGUGCGUCCAUGGCACUGUGGCACGAGCCCUAGUUCAGCACAUCGAGGGAAUCUCCAACGAGGCCAUCGAAAAGGUCAACAUUCCUAACUGCGUGCCACGGGUCUACGAGUUCGAUUUAACCACGGGAGGCUUGGUGGGCGGCGCCAUUAACCUGGGAGAUCAGGAGUAUAUCAGGCGGAAAACCGCCCAGGUGGCAGCCAUUGGUGACUGAUUGAGGAAAACCCCUCGACUUUUGUGGAAUUUACAUACUUGAGCCCUUUGGAGAAGUUUUUUUGCCUUCGCUGCUUGAAGUCUGAGGAGCUCGGCUGUUUAGGAUAUUAUAACAUUUAUUUAUUUGUCUAACCCGUCUGAUAUUUUCGGCCAAAAAUAUACAAUUUAUACAAAACAUAAA
Molecule: messenger RNA, 1413 nt
Organism: Drosophila subpulchrella
Lineage: Eukaryota; Metazoa; Arthropoda; Insecta; Diptera; Drosophilidae
Product: phosphoglycerate mutase 2
Exons: 4
Coding region: 445-1233 (262 amino acids)
Biological process (GO): glycolytic process
Molecular function (GO): intramolecular phosphotransferase activity
Source: RefSeq, a predicted model, not a curated record